CCGCGCACUGCCUGCGCUUCCUUCUGGGCUGCUGAGUCGCCAGCAGCUGCUUCCCGGCUGGGUCUACGAGGCCCGCCGAGCGCCCGCAGCAGCCUCCUUCCGCCGGUUCCCGGGAGUGUGAGCUCGUGGCCGCCUCGCUCUCGUCUGCUUUCGGCCCUCCGUCUCAUCUGGAUGAACUUGGGUCCUUUCUCUUCUCCGCCAUGGAAUUCUCCUUCGUCCUUUUAGCUCUGCAGAACCAAAGAAACUCCCAACCACAGACAUCCCUACGCAGCAGUGUAUAGCAUUAACUCUCCGGCUCAGUUUCUGUGCCGUAGUUUACAGUAUUUAAUUUUAUAUGAUAUAUAUUAUUUAUUAUUAGCAUUUUGGAUACCUCAUAUUCUGUUUACACACCUUGAAAGUCCCACCCCCCCCCCCACCAACCCUUCCCCCCAGUAAUUCCUGUCGUUCAUUAAGAAACCACUCAACUCCUGGAAGAAUGGCAGCUACCCCGGCCACGCUGAUCGCCACUACGCUGGCUGCUACUGUCGCGGCUCCUCCCAAAGACUAUCUUUGGAUGCUCAUCCUAGGCUUCAUCAUUGCGUUUGUCCUGGCAUUCUCCGUGGGAGCCAAUGAUGUAGCCAAUUCGUUCGGCACCGCCGUAGGUUCCGGUGUAGUGACCCUGAGGCAAGCCUGUAUCUUAGCUAGCAUCUUUGAAACCGUGGGCUCCGUCCUGCUUGGGGCCAAAGUGAGCGAGACCAUCCGCAAGGGCUUGAUUGACGUGAACAUGUACGGAAACUCGACGCACUUGCUGAUGGCAGGCUCGGUCAGUGCUAUGUUUGGUUCUGCUGUGUGGCAACUAGUGGCUUCGUUCUUGAAGCUCCCCAUAUCGGGGACCCAUUGCAUUGUCGGGGCGACCAUUGGUUUCUCGCUUGUGGCGAAGGGGCAGGAAGGUGUCAGGUGGUCUGAGCUGAUCAAAAUUGUGAUGUCUUGGUUCGUCUCUCCACUGCUUUCUGGUAUUAUGUCUGGAAUUUUGUUCUUCCUUGUUCGUGCAUUCAUCCUCCGGAAGGCAGAUCCAGUUCCUAAUGGUUUGCGAGCUUUGCCCGUGUUCUAUGCCUGUACAAUUGGAAUAAACCUCUUCUCCAUCAUGUAUAGUGGAGCACCGUUGCUGGGCUUUGACACACUUCCUCUGUGGGGUACCAUUCUCAUCUCGGUGGGAUGUGCCGUUUUCUGUGCCCUUAUCGUCUGGUUCUUUGUAUGUCCCAGGAUGAAGAGAAAAAUUGAACGAGAAAUAAAGUCUAGUCCUUCUGAAAGCCCAUUAAUGGAAAAAAAGUGUAGCUUGAAAGAAGACCACGAAGAAACCAAGUUGCCUGCUGGUGAUGCCGAGAACAGGAGUCCCGCCUCCGACACUGGCUCUGCCGCCGUGCCCUCGCGGGCCGUGGUGGAGGAGAGGACAGUCUCAUUCAAGCUCGGGGACCUGGAAGAGGCUCCAGAGUGGGAGCGGCUUCCCAGUGUGGACCUGAAGGAGACCAGCCUGGACAGCACCAUGAAUGGUGCAGUGCAGUUGCCUAAUGGGAACCUUGUUCAGUUCAGUCAAGCUGUCAGCAAUCAGAUCAAUUCCAGUGGCCACUACCAGUAUCACACCGUGCACAAGGAUUCUGGCUUGUAUAAAGAGCUUCUUCACAAGUUACAUCUGGCCAAGGUGGGGGAUUGCAUGGGAGACUCCGGUGACAAGCCCCUGCGGCGCAAUAACAGCUACACCUCCUACACCAUGGCCAUCUGUGGCAUGCCCCUUGAUUCAUUCCGUGCCAAAGAAGGUGAGCAGAAAGGUGAAGAAAUGGAGAAACUGACAUGGCCCAGCACAGACAGCAAGAAGCGCAUUCGAAUGGACAGUUACACCAGUUACUGCAAUGCCGUGUCUGAGCUUCACUCGGCGUCUGAGAUGGACAUGAGCGUCAAGGCGGAGAUGGGUCUGGGUGACCGGAAAGGAAGCAGCGGCUCUCUAGAAGAAUGGUGUGACCAGGAUAAACCUGAAGUCUCCCUCCUCUUCCAGUUCCUGCAGAUCCUUACUGCCUGCUUUGGGUCGUUCGCCCAUGGUGGCAAUGACGUCAGCAAUGCCAUUGGGCCUCUGGUGGCUUUAUUUCUGAUUUACCAAAAUGGAGCUGUGUCUUCCAAAGAGGCAGUCCCAAUAUGGCUUCUGCUCUAUGGUGGUGUUGGUAUCUGUAUUGGUCUGUGGGUUUGGGGAAGGAGAGUUAUCCAGACGAUGGGGAAGGAUCUGACACCGAUAACUCCCUCCAGUGGCUUCAGUAUCGAAUUGGCAUCUGCCCUCACUGUGGUAAUCGCAUCAAACAUUGGCCUUCCCAUCAGUACAACUCAUUGUAAAGUGGGCUCUGUUGUGUCGGUCGGCUGGCUUCGUUCCAAGAAGGCUGUUGACUGGCGACUCUUUCGCAACAUUUUUAUGGCUUGGUUUGUCACAGUCCCCAUCUCUGGUGUCAUCAGCGCUGCUGUCAUGGCAGUCUUCAAAUACGGCAUCCUCAAGAGUGUGUGAAGCUGCUUGAGAUUUCUGUCGAUAUUUGGGACCACCUUGCGCAUUCCUGCUUGCCUGAAGGAGGAUGACAGUGUUACCCAGGACCGAGUCUUUUUCAAGCGGGGGGAGCUGUGGGAGGAAGUGUUAUUUACGCUAUAAUUGCUUUUGUGCUAAAUAUGACUUAUCUCAAAAUUAGCUGUGUAAAAUAGCCAGGUUUCCACCGGUUCCCACUGAGGCCCCUCUUUUCCUUCUGGGCUGUGAGUUCCUGUACAUAUUUCUCUACUUUUUGUAUCAGGCUUCAAUCCCAUUAUGUUGUAAUUGUUGCCUAUGAAGAUGACUUGUGAUGAUUAUUUUUUUAAAUAACCAUGCAGAGCCAUUUGACAGAGUGUACUCUGCUUUGUUGAAUUCACCAGCUUCUGCCCUCACAUGCACAGGGAUUUAACAACCACCACCACCACCA
This is a messenger RNA of Ochotona princeps (American pika), 2963 nucleotides long. RefSeq names its product solute carrier family 20 member 1 (gene SLC20A1). Gene Ontology annotation, cellular component: membrane. Gene Ontology annotation, biological process: phosphate ion transmembrane transport. Bases 476 to 2524 code for a protein of 682 amino acids. NCBI's taxonomy places the organism in Eukaryota, Metazoa, Chordata, Mammalia, Lagomorpha, Ochotonidae. The transcript is spliced from 11 exons. Gene Ontology annotation, molecular function: phosphate transmembrane transporter activity. The record is from RefSeq and is a predicted model, not a curated record.